Fusarium keratoplasticum is the source of this 1548-nucleotide messenger RNA. RefSeq lists its product as uncharacterized. The record is from RefSeq and is a predicted model, not a curated record. Bases 1 to 1548 code for a protein of 515 amino acids. The transcript has 6 exons. Gene Ontology annotation, molecular function: heme binding; monooxygenase activity; oxidoreductase activity, acting on paired donors, with incorporation or reduction of molecular oxygen. NCBI's taxonomy places the organism in Eukaryota, Fungi, Ascomycota, Sordariomycetes, Hypocreales, Nectriaceae.
AUGUCCGCAAGCACCGAACACAUUACCGCGUUGGUGGGAGCACUUCUGCUGCUUGGUUAUGUGCUUUUUCGACUGGCCCGGUCAAUCUAUCGCAUCUAUUUCCAUCCCCUCAAGAACUUUCCCGGACCACGCGAAGCAAGAACGUCUGAUAACUGGCUGUACCGCGUAACCAAGGAAGGGUCUCCAAAUGAGGUACUCGAGAACCUGCAUCGAAACCUGAACUGCAAUGCUCUCCGCAUCGCCCCAAACGAAUUACACAUCACAGAUACUUCAUUAUACAAGGUUAUUUACAGCCAGUCGUCACCAUUCCUCAAGUCCGCCGACUUCUACUCCGCUUUCAACAUUCCUCACACGCUGUUGACCGAGACGGAUGCCAUCGCUCACAAAGAACGCCGACGGAUGCUCAACAGUUUGUUUUCUCGAGCCGGAGUCCUAAAACUCCAGCCUAUAAUUCACGACAAGCUACGCCUACUUGGAGAUAAGAUUGAUCGGCUUUAUAAAAAAGGGCCUGUAAAUGUUUAUGAUGCUUUUCGUCUUCUGACAACCGAGGUGGUUAUGCAAUUUGCCUUUGCGAGAUCCGCCGACCUUAUUGGAGAAGAUGCCAAUGGCUUCCGCUCUUGGUUCUUGGAUGGUUUCGACUUGGCCUCCCAGAGCAUCUUCGACAUGCAGCACAGCCCAUGGCUGCAGUUUGCCGGCAAUGUAAUGCCACGACCAGUUGUGCGGCUUCUUAGUAAAGAGAUUGGAACGCUUCUAGACAUGAGAGAGUAUGCAGAAAGCUCGCUGCGAUACUUUCAGCAAAGACCCCAACUACCCGACCAUCCCGUUGUUUUUGACAACCUCCGCUCCCUUCCGGAUGUCCGUAGUAUCGACGAGGCCCAGGAUAUCAUGGUUGCCGGUGCAGACACGACGGCUUUCACCCUGACUACCGGAACCAUACACAUCCUAGGUAACCCUAAAAUCCAUGAAAAGCUUGUUGAAGCACUUGACCAAGCAAUCCCGAGGGGUGAAAUCUUCCCCCCUCUUUUAUCGCUCGAGAAGGUCGACUAUUUGAACGCGAUUGUAAAGGAAUCUCUUCGUAUUGCAUCGGCUGUCCCUGGCAGACUCCCGAGGGUGGUCCCAGACGGCCGCCGCCAGCCGCUGAUUGUUGAUGGAAAAGUGAUCCCGCCGGGCACAAUCGUCUCGAUUUCUGCCUAUACAAUGCACACGAAUACCGACAUUUGGGGCCCUGACGCUCGUGAAUUCAACCCAGACCGAUGGCUCAUACCGGAUGCGAAAGGAUUGGAUCAGUACCUUUGCUCCUUCUCUAAAGGCACGCGCAUGUGUCUUGGUCAAAAGUUAGUAUUCAGAUCUCCAUAUCGUGGUUGUCAGGCCAUCGGCUUAUUGUGGUGUAGUAUUGCGAUGGUAGAGCUCACAGUUGCGUUUGCUUGGAUUUUCCGCCGCUACCGCUUGUUUUUGUCAGAAGACUUUGAGGUCCCUGCGAAGGUGGAUAGAUUCACGAAUACCUACCUUGCACCCGGCGUCAAGGUCAACAUGGUCCCACGGGUUUAG